AUGUUGACAGAGUUUUUUACACUCAAUCGGAUAGACCCUGCAGCCAGAUCACUGACGUAUGCUGAUAUACCUGCAUCUUAUACAUUUCAUCUACGACCGAAACACUGGUCCAGGAGGAAGAAAGGAUAUGUGAUAGGCCGAAUUGUUUUCAUCCCACCCGGUACGACAGAUGUCUAUUUUUUACGCAUGUUGCUUACAAAGGUGGCUGGCCCCACAAGCUUCGAAGACCUCAUGACAGUUGAUGGCCGCCUCUGCAAGGACUACAAAGAAGCGUGUAUGCUUCGUGGCUACCUUAUUGAUGAUGGCGAACCGGAAGCAACCAUGGUUGAGGUCGGCCAAUGGGGAAUGCCGGCAUUGCUAAGAUCUUUGUUUGUGAUGAUACUGGUACAUUCCGAAGUUGCUGAUCCAAGAAAGCUGUUUGAGACAAAUUGGCGCCUCUUUGCAGACGACUUCUCAUAUCAAACCAGACGUACUUUGGAUAUGCAGUACUUUCAAGCUCCGGAUCAGUAUUUGCGGAAUGAGGUCAUCAAGCACAUUGAGGCUCUCUUACACACCCACUGCAGGUCUCUUGAUGAUUUUGGGUUGCCGCCCCCCGCUGAUUUGGGCCAAAAUCUGGUUGGCAAUAGGCUGAUAUGCGAGCAACUCAAUUACGAUGUCUGUAUGCAGCAGCGCACAGCAGAACAAAUUUACUCAACAUUGAACCGGGGACAGCAAGACGCGUAUCACAACAUCAUGAACUCUGUAGACGAAGGGGCUGGCAAGUUUUUUUUUCUCUACGGCCAUGGCGGCACAGGGAAGACGUAUUUAUACAAUACAAUCAUAGCUAAACUGCGCAGCCAACAGAAGAUCGUUCUGGUUGUUGCAUCCUCGGGCAUUGCAGCUACCUUGCUACCCGAUGGGUCUACCGGCCAUUCCAGGUUUAAAAUUCCAAUCAACAUUGUUAAGAAGGGAACUCAGUUGGCAGAAUUAUUACAGCAGACAUCGCUAAUUGUAUGGGACGAGGCACCAAUGACACACCGAUUCUGUUUUGAGGCUCUGAACAAAACCCUCUGCGAUCUCAUGGGUGUGCCCUUCAGUGGCCCUACCUUUAGGCCAUUUGGUGGAAAAACAGUGUUGUUGGGUGGGGAUUUCAGACAAAUUCUGCCAGUCAUACCCGGUGGAGGGCGCGAGGAAACUCUUAAUGCAUCAAUCAUCCGGUCUCCGUUAUGGUUGCACUGCCAUCUGCUCUGUUUGCAGCAAAAUAUGCGCAUCAAUCACGAUGUUAUCAAUGAAAGACUGGUUUUUGAUGGCAUGACAUUUCCGCAGUGGGUGCUUGCGGUUGGAAAUGGAACUGUGCCUGCUGCCUCCUUAGAUGACAAUAAUGAUCGAGCCUGGAUCAACAUCCCCACAUGUCUGGUCCUGCCACCUAAUGGUGACUCAAUUGCUCCAAUUGUUGAUUUUGUCUUCCAUGGCCUCCUUGACUCAUACAGGUCAGUUUCCUUUCUCAAGAACCGCGCUGUCAUAACACCGACAAAUGAAACAGUUUCCAGAAUCAAUGCAUCUGUGCUUUCAUGCAUUCCUGAGGAAACAAAGACAUACUACAGCACAGACAGUUUGUGUACCGAAUCGACAGAUGAUUCGGAGCUUGAAAAUCUCUACCCUGUCGAGUUCCUCAAUUCUCUGGUCUUCAAUGGAAUGCCUGAACACGAAUUGUCUUUGAAACUCUAUACACCAAUCAUGCUGCUGAGAAACAUCGACCCACCUGCUGGUAUGUGUAAUGGAACCAGACUCAUGGUAGUACAUCUUGGUACUAAUGCCAUUAAGGGGAUUAUACUCACCGGUACAUACGAGGGCACAGUUGUUGCCAUACCCAGAAUUGCUCUCAACUUCAGUGAACAUAAAUGGCCAUUCACAAUGAAGCGCAGGCAGUUUCCAGUGCGCCUUUGUUACGCCAUGACGAUUAACAAGAGUCAGGGCCAGACUCUGGAUCGUGCAGGAGUCUUCCUACCAAAACCUGUUUUUAGUCACGGCCAAUUGUAUGUUGCUAUUUCCAGGGUCCGGUCUGCAGCGGGUCUUAGAUUUCUCAUACACAAUGAUAGCAGCCUGCCCACCAACUGCACGAAGAACGUCGUCUACACAGAAUUGUACUCUGAACUGAUCUUCCAAGGUAACAGUGAAGGUUUUUUUUUUAACUCCAGACUGCAUAUAUCUUCGCCUUCUUUACCAUACAUAUUCUCAUACCAUUAUUUGUAUAGCAGAACCUGGACCUGA
This is a messenger RNA of Linum tenue, 2250 nucleotides long. The record is from the annotation of a GenBank genome assembly. NCBI's taxonomy places the organism in Eukaryota, Viridiplantae, Streptophyta, Magnoliopsida, Malpighiales, Linaceae.